GUUAAGCUCUUUUCUUCUCUUCUCGUCAUGACAGAAUCUGUACACGAAGAGCAGCAGUACCUGGAUCUAAUCCGACGCGUGUUGGAUUCAGGAGCUACGCGUCCUGAUCGAACAGGGACCGGAACCAUAUCCCUCUUUGCACCCCCGUCCCUCCGAUUCACGCUUUCCGACAACACCCUUCCUCUUCUCACCACCAAACGCACCUUCCUCAGAGGAAUCGUCGAGGAGCUCAUCUGGUUUGUGCACGGUGCGACGGACUCGAAGCUGCUUUCCGAAAAGGGCGUCAAGAUCUGGGAUGGCAACGGCUCGAAAGAGUUUUUGGAGGCGCGUGGGCUGGGGCACCGCCGCGAAGGUGAUCUGGGGCCCGUGUAUGGAUUUCAGUGGCGCCAUUUUGGUGCCAAGUAUGAGGACUGCGAUAAGAACUACGCGGGAGAGGGUGUGGACCAGCUGAGGGAGUGCAUACAGAAGAUCAAGGAGAAUCCGACAGAUCGGAGGAUCAUUCUUAGUGCUUGGAAUCCCGCCGAUAUCCCACAAAUGGCGCUCCCACCUUGCCACAUGAUGUGCCAAUUCUACGUCCAUCUCCCCGACUCUCCCACAGCCAAGCCUAAGCUGUCGUGUCUAAUGUUCCAGCGCUCUGCAGACCUGGGGCUUGGGAUCCCAUUCAACAUCGCGUCGUACGCGCUUUUGACGCACAUGAUCGCACAUGUGACGGGAACCGACGCGCAGGAGCUGAUUAUCCAGCUUGGCGACGCGCAUGUGUACCGGGAUCAUGUCGAUGCACUAGAGAUCCAGUUGAAGCGCGCGCCAAAGCCGUUUCCCAAGAUCAGAUGGGCCCGGGAGGGUAUCACGGACAUCGAAGAGUUCCAGGCAGAUGAUUUCGUAGUCGAAGGAUACGCGCCACAUGCUAGUAUCCCGAUGAAAAUGAGUGUAUGAGUGUAUCGCUAUCUAUUUGCAUUUCUACAGGAAGUAAAAAUAUGCCGCUAUGUAUUUGUUUUUUCCAGAGAGUAAAAAUACAUCUCUGGAUAAAGAUAGAAAGCGCAACGUACGCUCUCGGAUGCCGGGAGGCUUAGUUUGUUGAUGUGCCGAGCCAUGAUCUUUUGUCUCGCUUGGGGGACGAGACGUGCUAGAUGGCCGAUAGCCGCAACGCGGAUCGAUGGUCAGAGACCCCAAGGUGCCGGAGCUUCGCACUCCGGGGUGGUUCGAGUUGAAGCUACCGUUUUUGUUUUCGAUCGCCUGCGGGGCUGGGGAAACUGGGACUGCGAUUCUGGGACGAAGCCAGGACCACAUAACAGAUGCACCAAUCAGGGCAAGUGACAGCACUGACAAUACUGGAUUGACG
This is a messenger RNA of Mycena citricolor, 1339 nucleotides long. Lineage: Eukaryota; Fungi; Basidiomycota; Agaricomycetes; Agaricales; Mycenaceae. The record is from the annotation of a GenBank genome assembly.